AAAAGUUAUUUGCUUGACACCAAAAAAUUUCUUGUUCAGCCUUGUUUGCGAUGAUUUAUCGGUUAGCAGUUGUUUGGAAAUGGAAUCAAGGCAAAGAUUACCGCUACAACCCAGUUUGAUAGCGUCAUACUUUAAUGUUUGAACAUGAAUGCUUUCAAGGCUUUUAAAACCAAUGUUCCAAUUGCAUGGAGCCCUAAUCUGUAUAUAACUCUGGUGAGGGGAAUCCCAGGAACCAGGAGGCUUCACAGGCGUACUUUAGAGGCAUUACGUCUUCGUAAAUGCAACCGAACUGUCAUGCGAUGGAACACUCCUACCGUUAGGGGAAUGAUCCAGCAGGUCAAGAGAUUGGUUGUGGUUGAGACAGAAGAGAUGUAUAAGGCCCGCAAACAAAAGGAUGUUGACCACCGAGCUCCUCGUCCCCCAUUGAUUAUAAAUCACCUCCCUGCUUCUGCAAAUGGUUCUUCUUCAUAGCCUAUGUAAUUGAUUAGAGGUCAGCUCUCGGUUUCUUAGACGUGGGUCUCCUGAGUGAGGAGACAAAUUUCUCUAGUAGUGUAUUUUGUUAUAAGCUACCAAAUCUGGAUCCAGUUGUUUAUCAACUUUUAUCUUUGGUCUUUUGUCUGAAAUUUUGCACUGGUUCUGAACUAGGUGGAGAACAUUGAAAUGAGUAAUGUUGCAAUUAAAUAGGCCUUUUAUUUGCAUAUGCA
This is a messenger RNA of Rosa rugosa (rugosa rose), 704 nucleotides long. RefSeq lists its product as uncharacterized. The transcript has 3 exons. The record is from RefSeq and is a predicted model, not a curated record. Gene Ontology annotation, biological process: translation. The coding region runs from base 145 to 471 and encodes 108 amino acids. Gene Ontology annotation, molecular function: structural constituent of ribosome. Gene Ontology annotation, cellular component: large ribosomal subunit; mitochondrion. Lineage: Eukaryota; Viridiplantae; Streptophyta; Magnoliopsida; Rosales; Rosaceae.